GCCCCCUAACGGCCGGCGGAGCUGUGGACGUUAGCUGGAUAAAAAGGUGAAGAUGGAGCCGAUGUUCAGUCCGCCGCUUCACAGGCAGAGACAUCAGUUUGUCAUCGAUUUUGUCAAGAGGAACAAACCCAAAAAGGUGGUGGACUUGGGGUGUAGUGAGUGUAUCCUCCUUAAAAAACUCAAGUUUCACCGUGAAGUUGAACUUCUGGUCGGAGUGGACAUCAACGGGACCAAAGUCAGAAAGAAGAUGUACGGAUUAGCGCCUAUAUCCACCGACUAUCUGCAGCCCACCUAUGAUCAGCUGCGCAUUGAGCUGUACCAGGGCUCCGUCACACACAAAGACGCCCGCGUCAGAGGAUUUGAUCUGGUGACCAGUAUAGAGCUCAUAGAGCACCUGACUCUUGCUGAUGUGGAGCGCUUCUCUGAGGUGGUGUUCGGUUACAUGACCCCAGCGGCGGUUAUCGUCAGCACCCCAAACUCUGAUUUCAACCCACUUCUCCCCGGGCUGGCGGGUUUCAGGCACCGUGACCACAAGUUUGAGUGGACCAGAGCAGAGUUCAGAUCCUGGGCUCUGAAGGUGUGUUUGGAGUUCGGUUAUGAGGUGGAGCUCACUGGUGUUGGACAGGCCCCCUCAGGCCAGCAGGAGGGAGUCGGCUUCUGCUCUCAGAUCGGGGUGUUUCACCGGCUCGGGGGGAGAGAUGGCUGCCACAUGUCGCUUGGUGACGAGGUAGAGGAUGUCUUUUCAUACACGCUGCUGUACAGUGUAAACUAUCCCAGCCUGCAUGACAGCAACAUCUUGGGGAGGGUCCUGGUGAGCGAGGUGUUAUAUUGGGCAGAAAAGCUAAAGGGUAAAUGGAAGGAGGAGAUGACUGGAGAGGGGAAUGGCGCCCACACACUGCGUCAGCCUGAGGGAGGAGAGGGAUGUGUCUCAGAGCGAUGCACGGAGGUGGAAGAGAAGCAGACAGCGUGUGGCGCAGAGAAGAGAAAUCUAGUGGAGCAGUGUGGGAAAGGUGCCUCAGAGGAUCAGGAAGAAGAGGAUGAAGAAGGGUUUUGGACAAAUGGCGAGAAACGACAAGAUUCAUCCACAUUGCGCAGGUCUGUGUCUGUACCUCUGGAUGUGCUGUGGUCCUGCUGUCCCAAAGUCAGUGCCCUGAGUGGAAGUCUCGGUAAUCUCAGACGUCUCCUGAUGGAUGAUCCCCAAGUUAAACUGAGCCAGGACGGUGCUGCUGUGCUUGUAAAUGACCAGGAACUAGACUUUGAAGAGGAGGAGGAGGAUCAUAAUGAUCUGGGGGACAGCGGGUAUGCAGAGCUUGGGCAGCGCUCCCACACUGCCGAACAAGAGGAAGACUGGGAGGCAAAUGUUGAUCUGGAGGAUGCAGCUUUGUUUACAGGACAAUAAAAUCUAUCAGGAAGCUGAAUUGGACACGAACACAGGAGGGCACUGUUGUGAAGUUGACCGUUCACGGACUGAUCGGGUUAGACACAGUGCUGAUCCGAUAACGAGCUGUAGGAAUGGAGAUCGAAAUGGACACGGCCUUGUUACCGAUUUUUGGAUGUCGAGCAGUGUCAGUCCAUCACUAAGGGGCUGCAGGUCUAACGCUUCAUCACCACCUGCUCGUACGCUCCAGCACCAACCCUAGGAGGGAGAAAAGAUGGAAUUAGCAUUAUCAUAUGUAAUGACAGACUUGGAAAUUACAGACGAAAGCUCAUGCUAAAAAGCUGAUGUUAAAAUGUUUCUUAAACUGCACCAAACCAGGAGACCAAAUAAGGAAUAAGUCUGGUGAUAUUCUCUCUUUUUGUUGUCAACAAAUCCAAAAAAAGAGCAAAACCAACAAUGAAUUGAUCUUACUAACAAGUAUUGUCCAUGUACCCAAAGCCUGUCACUAUAGUUUAUUCAUAUUACUGAUAUUUGUCCAAAAACAAUUAAAAACACAUCAUAGAGCCGCACCUUUGCAAUGGGUAACAUAAAUAUGCACUGUUUA
Xiphias gladius (swordfish) is the source of this 1982-nucleotide messenger RNA. It is a transcript of the gene henmt1, whose product is annotated as HEN methyltransferase 1. The transcript has 10 exons. The coding region runs from base 53 to 1399 and encodes 448 amino acids. Gene Ontology annotation, biological process: RNA methylation; siRNA processing; piRNA processing. Lineage: Eukaryota; Metazoa; Chordata; Actinopteri; Istiophoriformes; Xiphiidae. The record is from RefSeq and is a predicted model, not a curated record. Gene Ontology annotation, molecular function: O-methyltransferase activity; RNA methyltransferase activity. Gene Ontology annotation, cellular component: nucleus; cytoplasm.